AUGUGGGGGCCUAAAACUACUGAAGCUAUCCCUAAUUACCUAUAUCACGUAUGCAUAAACGCAACAGCUUUCAACAACAACACCAACAACAUCACCAUUAAUUUUUACCAAUCAAAUCUAUAUCACCUCCUUUCCAUCCUAUCCUCCACCUCCACCACUCAUGAAUUUCAUACCGCCACCGCGGGCCGUGACCCUUAUACCGGAUCAGCCAUCGUCUACGGCCUCUUCCUUUGCCGCGGAGAUGUGGCGGCAGCCGUCUGUGGCGUAUGCGUGGCAGCAGCUGCUACAGAACUCGUGAAGCUUUGUCCAAUUGAGAAAGAGACCAUAAUAUGGUACGACGACUGCAUGUUGCGCUACUCCAACCGCUCUUUGUUGGGCAUCUUGGACGAACAACAUGGAGCUUUUCUUUAUAACACGGAACACAUAACGGAGAAAGAUCGGUUCGAAGGAUUACUGAACUCCACCAUGAAGGCUGCUGCAGCAGAGGCUGCAAAUGGUGGGCAUGAGAAAAAGUUUGGGACUAAAGAAGCUUAUUUUACAGGGUUUCAAACGCUGUACAGCCUCGCACAGUGCACGCCGGACUUGUCCAGCGGCGAUUGCAACAGAUGUCUUUGGGAUGCCGUGGAUGAUCUUUAUUACCAGAGAUAUAGCGCACGACAUGGUGCAAGGCGUCUGCUUCCUAGUUGCAAUGUUAGGUACGAGCUUUACCCCUUCUACAACAAAACUGCUACUUGGACCCCUCCGGCCACCACCAAAGGUAGGAUAUUCCAAUACACUUUUCAUCAAAUGUCAAAUUACAUUAAAACAUUCUAUGUUUGA
Molecule: messenger RNA, 819 nt
Organism: Ziziphus jujuba (common jujube)
Lineage: Eukaryota; Viridiplantae; Streptophyta; Magnoliopsida; Rosales; Rhamnaceae
Product: cysteine-rich receptor-like protein kinase 25
Exons: 1
Coding region: 1-819 (272 amino acids)
Source: RefSeq, a predicted model, not a curated record